CAGGCGGAGGCAGCGGUACCUGCACUUUGAAGGAAUAAUAUUGCAUAUUUUACACCCAACUGGACAUACAGUGACUGGAGAACAGGAAGGGAGCCUUGAUGUGGGCAGUAUGAGUAAGACACCCCCUAACAGAAGAGGGAUAACAUUUGAGGUGGGAGCUCAGCUUGAGGCCAGAGACAGCCUCAAAAACUGGUAUGCUGCCAACAUAGAGAAGAUUGACUAUGAGGAUGAAAAAGUACUGAUCCAUUACAGACAGUGGAGCCACCGUUACGACGAGUGGUUUGAGUGGACAAGUCCUUACCUGAGGCCUGUGGAGAGGAUCCAGCUGAGGCGGCAAGGCCUGCAGCAGGACGACACUCCUGUACCUGGGUUUCAAGUGAAUGAUAGGGUUCUGGCCAGCUGGUCUGACUGCCGUUUCUAUCCCGCUAAGGUCAUUUCAGUCAAUAAAGAUGCAUCCUACACUGUGAAAUUCUAUGAUGGUGUCAUCCAGACAGUGAAGGAGAUACACGUGAAGCCUUUUAUUAAUGAGAAAGGAGGAAAGUCUCGGUCUUCUGAAAGGAACAUGGUUAGGAGACUCCCAAACCGCAGGGACAGGAGGCCCCAGGAGAAUGGUGGUCCCAAGAACAAACGGGCCAGACGCAGCACCUCCGACCAGGAGGAGGAGAGCAACAGUGAGGAUGAGGAGCGUGAAGAGCGCAUGGUGAACGAGAAGAACAAGAAAACGAAUGGUGAGGCGGAGGUUACACCAGCCAUUAAACAGGAAGAGGAAACAUCAGAACAAGUAGACCAGAACAAGCCCCAGGACACAGACAAGGGGACAGGACUCCUAAAUGGAGUGAAGGAGGAAGACAAUGAUGAUCAAAAGGAUGAGAAAUGUCAUGUUAACGGAGAGGUGAAAAAGGAGGAGGCGGAAACAGAACAGUGUGGAACAAAGCCAUAUACAGAGUCACCCAAGCCAUACACAGACAUGUCCAGUCAGACAGAGCAGGUGUCUGUCACUAUGACAACCACAGAAUCCAAUGGAGAUGUUGAGCAGAAGCCAAACAUCCAAUCGGAGAGCUCUGAGCCUGCAGCAGAUGUUCCUCCUCCUCAGCCUGUGAAACCGGUGAGGAAGCAGGGUUUCCACAACCCUAACAGAUUCAGCAGAGAACCAUUGUAUAGAGUCAUCAAAAACCAACCUCCUCCUGUCCUGUCCAUCAACCUCGACCAUAACCCGUUUAAGUGCAGCGCUCCUGGCUGCACGAAGUCAUUCCGUAAGGCCAAGCUGCUGCACUACCAUAUGAAAUAUUACCACGGCGAGGAGCAGCCUCCAGAGGGGGAGCGUAGCCCCACCAGGAGCGUCCAGACCAGGGCCUCUGAGAAACAGGCUACCACCACCAGUUUAGACACCCCAAAGAGAAGGCGCACUAUCUCUGCCUCAAUGCAUUCUGUUGGAGCUGGUGUGGCUCCCCGUGGUGAGGUGAAAACUGCAUGCAGACGCACAUCAGCCCCGCCUGCAGUCAACACCCAGGGCCAUCCGCAGAGAGCGCUGCUUCGGGAGAAGAGCAAGGAGAACCAACUGGACAGGAAUGGAUGCCAGCAGCAGGACUCAGAGAAGAGUGGUUUUGACAUUGGGUCAGUAAAAGACAGGCUGAAAGAGAAACCGAAACAGAAGGACUUCCUCCGCAUUAAACUAAAGAAGAGAAAGAAGAAAAAGAAGGCCAAGUCGGACUACACAGGUAGUGAGGAGAAUAUUGACAUCUCAGUAUUGGGUCUUCCGUCCAAAUUGAAUUUUCCACUCAAAACCCCCCCCUCACACAAUCACAAGCCUGAGGCCUACCCCAGCAGGCCCGGAUACGGCUACUCAGAGCAGAUACAUGUGGAUGAUGAGGAUAGCAUCAGUGAUUGGUCCACUGACAGCUGUGGGUGGAGCGACGAUGACUACGGAGUGGAUUUUGAUGUCACAACACCACCCCUGAGCGUGGACUCUGGCGCAGUGGACACCAACGAUCAAGAGAUAGUGAGGUGUAUCUGUGAAGUGGAGGAAGAGAAUGACUUCAUGAUCCAGUGUGAAGAUUGUUUGUGCUGGCAGCAUGGCACCUGUAUGGGCCUGCUGGAAGACAAUGUUCCAGACAGAUACACCUGCUACAUCUGUAGAGACCCACCAGGUCAGAGGCAGAGUCUGCGCUACUGGUAUGACCGUGAAUGGUUGAGCAAUGGUCACAUGUAUGGCCUUUCCUUCCUGGAAGAGAACUAUUCUCACCAAAAUGCUAAGAAGAUCACUACCACCCACCAGCUGCUGGGAGACGUGCAUCAUGUUGUCGAGAUCCUCAACGGACUGCAGCUGAAGAUGAGUGUCUUACAGAACAACAGCCACCCUGACCUGCAGCUAUGGCGUCAGCCCUGGAAGCAGGUAGAGAGGUCACUGACCAGCUCAGACUCGUGUCGCGGCAGUGACGCAGCUCCAUCUCCUGUGACUCCUGACGAGGACAUGAGAAGAGGCGAGAUUCUAAUGUCUAAUGCUCUGGAGAAGCUUAGCCGGGCCGCUACAGCUGCCACCUCGUCUUCGUCCUGCUCCUCCUAUCCCUUCCCAUCCUUCCAGGACUCAUACAUUACCAGUGAACACUGCUACCAGAAACCGCGAGCAUACUACCCAGCGGUGGAGCAGAGGCUGGUGGUGGAGACCCGACAGGGAUCCGAGCUGGAGGACAGCAUGAGAAGCACAGAGGAGCUACUGGAGCGGGAGCAGCGCUACGGGAGCCUGCUGGAGACAGACAAGCCUAAAUCCACAGGCACUAGUAACAAGACUUCGAUGGGUGGCUCCUGGUCCCAGGCUGAGAUCAGGGACGAAGUUGGGAGAGAUCCUGGAGAGGCCGCAGAUAACAGCAGGCAGCAUCAACAGUGGCAGAUCAACUUGCUGGAUCACAUAGAUGCUGUCCAGGAUGAUGUAUCACACAGGAUGGACUUCAUUGAGAGGGAGUUGGAUGUGCUGGAGAGCUGGCUUGACUACACAGGGGAACUGGAGCCUCCUGAACCUCUGGCCCGUCUGCCUCAGCUCAAACACCGCAUGAAGCGGCUGCUAACCCAGCUGGGCAAGGUGCAGCAAAUCGCCUUGUACAGCUCCACAUGAGGGCGCCAGAGAACACAGCAGCACACAGCAUGCAGAAACAGUGCAGCAGAGAAAGCUCGCUGCAAAGAUAACAAUAUUAAUGCAAGUGAAAGACUCUGAUUGUUGAGCACGUUCUCUCUGACCUGACUUCUGCUGCUGUUUCUCCUUUUUUUUAUAAAAGGUUCUGUGUGGAGGAAUCUGUUGCUACAGCCUGGCAGUGUCAUAUAUGAAUACUUAUAUGAACAUGUAUGGAAAGUCAGCAUCAUAAAUCAGGAUUAAACACAAAAAGUAACCUCGUAAAUGCAGGAGAAAAUCCUUAGGACCAGAUUAUACUUUUAUGGUUCCCAUGCAACUCUAAACCUUAUGAAUGCCUUUCGUCUGCGCUCCGGUUUAAGGUUACCCUGUCUCUCUCUCUCAGUACACAGUGCUUUACAUGCAGAAGCUUUAUAUUCAAAUUGCAGUUGAGUUCCUUAAUCUUCAUGGCCUCUUUGCAAUAGUUUUUUGAACAUGUUUUCCAUACGGUCACUGUUUUUUGCAUUAAAAAUGUUCCAUGUAGUUGAAUUCUGUUCACCUGUCGUGCCGCACAUACUGCGUUUCAACCCUCGCUGUGGACAGACAAUGACUUGAAGACACCCAGUAUGUAACAGCACUGUUCAAGCAGUCUCUGCAAUUAAUUUGUUCUAUUCUUUGACCUACUCAAGGGUUUAUUUUAUACUACACUGUGAAGUUAUUUUUGUCUGGAAUCAAAGGCAUCUUAUUUUCAGCUUCAGAGACAGUAAAAAGCAUGAUUUCUGUUUUGUCUUAAACUGUAAAGCUUCUUUCCUAACCGUUUUUUCAUCAGUGUACCAACUUUAUUGGUUAAUCUUUCUGUGUUUGUCAGUUACAGUAUCCCUUACUUCAAUUGACUCUUUGCAUUGUCGUCGCUAUAGCACUUGACCUAUGAUUCACUGAAAACUGUAUGUGGACUUGUCUCUCCUUAACCUUGCAUCGUGUGCUUUGUCAGUGACAAAUACUACUUAGAAGACCUGUAAAUUUCUUUUGUGUUCUUGAUUCUGUUUCACCUGUUUUAUUUGCAGUAUUUUUGGUUGUUUGUAAAUAUGUCAUACAAAAAUGUGCUCUUCUUUAUUGAAAACAUUCUCCAAAUACAGAUAUCGUAUGCUACUGUACUGUAAGUGUCUGGCUUAGAAGCAGGGAAAAUGUCAAAAACAAUGCAAACAGAUUUGCUGGUACAUAAAUAAACUAUCAUUGUUAUUAAUCAC
Scomber japonicus (chub mackerel) is the source of this 4347-nucleotide messenger RNA. RefSeq names its product PHD finger protein 20, a (gene phf20a). The coding region runs from base 110 to 3109 and encodes 999 amino acids. The transcript has 17 exons. Gene Ontology annotation, cellular component: MLL1 complex; NSL complex. Lineage: Eukaryota; Metazoa; Chordata; Actinopteri; Scombriformes; Scombridae. The record is from RefSeq and is a predicted model, not a curated record. Gene Ontology annotation, biological process: regulation of transcription by RNA polymerase II.